This is a messenger RNA of Prorocentrum cordatum, 1356 nucleotides long. NCBI's taxonomy places the organism in Eukaryota, Dinophyceae, Prorocentrales, Prorocentraceae. The record is from the annotation of a GenBank genome assembly.
AUGACGUGUACGGCGGAUUGUGUGCAUGACAUCGAGGCGGAUUACGCCGCUUGUGAUUGCGCGCCAGACACUUUCAAAACAGAGAGCGACAUCUGCGCCCCGUGCCCCGAUGGUCAGGUGAAGCCCGCCGGCAGGACGCGAACUUCUGCAGAUUACGCCGCAGACGCAAGUGUCACGUACCACUGGCAGGGUUUUAAUAUGUCCUUGUGCACAGUGGUCGCAGCCGAACCCGACGAGGGGGUGCUCCUCAUCCUGAUCUGUGUCUUCGGGUCGCUCUUCGUAGUGCUCACCCUCGCUUGGGUCUGCUUCGGCAUGUACAAAGUGAGACAGAAGUGGAUCCAGAAGUCAAGAGCAGAGCAGCGCUACCUGACUCUUACCCAGGAGCGCAUUUCGAAAUCCUGCGCGGCGACACGGACUUGCAUGUUCAACGUCUGCUUCCUCAGGUACGCGACCUUCAAGCAGAGCGGCAAGCUCACCCCGCAUGAGGUUCACAGGGAGCGAGGGCAGCUUUUCUCCUUCGACACCUACGAGGCUGUCUACUCCUGGGUGAGGAUGCACGCUACCGUGUUCGUUUCGCACCAGUGGCUGGGCUUCACUGAGCCAGACCCAGAUAAUAUCCAUUUUCCAGCCAUCUGCGCGGCCUGCGAUACCAUUUGCGCAAAAGCUGGGUUGGAUGAAAGGGACCUCUACAUGUGGGUUGAUUACGUUUCUAUUCCCCAGAUUAACAAUUACCUCAAGGCGCUUUCCAUCAGUUCCCUCGCGGUCUACGCCUCCAUCGCCAAGUAUUUCGUCAUCGUCGCACCACCGUGCUUGCAUCAUGACAAGCUAGUGGAGUGCAAUUCGGCGACCUAUCAGAGGCGUGGUUGGUGCCGCUUGGAGCAGUGGGCACGCAUGACGGUCGGAGGACUCCGUGACAUGUACAUUUAUGAGGGUGGCAAUUUAGAGCAACUCCUGGACCGGCCUCAUUGGUACGAAGCAAGCGUUAAGGUAUUCGAAGGGGACUUCACAGUGGAAGCGGAUAAAUACAACAUCGUCGACCCUGUCAUGGGUUUGUGGUACAUCGCUCUGCUGAAUGCAGACAGGCAGAAUAUUGAUAGUCUUUUGAUAGAUCUAGUGAAUCAGAACAAGGAGAGCGUCUUCCCAGCUGCAUACUUUGAGGACUACAUCGGAAAGUUAGAGGCACUGGUUGAACAAGAGAAGGGUUCGUCACAGCCACGCGAUCAUUCAGUUCUCAUACAGUCGGUCAGUAGUUCUGUUGCUCUGUGCGAGGUCGUUGGCGCCCGCGAAGACCACAGGUGCAGUAACCCCUCAAAGAGAAUCAUCAGCGACGACAGUCCCCGCCAGGUGGAGAUCUGA